ACUUUUACCAGCUUUUUACUGCAAAAAUACUACGAAGCUGUAAAGUGUAAAAAGAUAUAUGAAGUUUUAAAUUAAAUUCGUGUAUAUGUCCAUGUGCUAAGUACAUAUACUGUUUGAUAAUCCUUGCAAGCAAAUGUGGUAGUCUGUUAACAUGGAUCCAUCUGAAGUAGAUUUCCUAAGUGAAAAACGUCAUGUCAAAAUUUUGCCUAAUUUUAAAGAAGGUAGAAUCUUUCUCAUCAGUGGUGAUAUUGGUCCAUUUGAGCCAGGCUUAUCAACCAGUGUCCCAUUAUGGAUGGCUGUAAAUUUGAAGCAAAGGAAAAAGUGUAGAAUAAUACCUCCAGACUGGAUGAAUACAGAUCAGUUAGAGCAGAGAAAAGAUGAUGAGAAAGAGCGAGAAUAUUUCACAGAAAUGCCAUCCAAGAGUUACUUAGAAGUUGCAUCCUUAUUGCUCAAAAGCGCAAGAGAUGACAUUCCCCAUGCAGACGAAGUUCAGACGUUAAUUAAAGAUAUCUGGGAAAUCAGAAUGGCAAAACUUAGAAAAAGUAUCAAUAUUAUGGUACAAGAAAAAGAAACUCAUGCGAGGCUGGAUAAUUUGACUGAAAUGGAAAUUAACACGAUACGUCCAUUUCUCACGUCAGCGUUAGAUCACAUGCAUCUGCUCCGUGUUAAUGUCGCCUCGAACCCAAGGACUGGUGCUGAUUAUUAAGAUCUUCAGUAAACACUCAACAGACUAUAGAUAUUUAGAACCAAAUUUGUCAAUUAGUUACGAAUUAUUUCCUUUUGAAUAUUUAAUGGAACAUUUGCAUUAUCGACUACUUUUUAUCUAUAUGCAAGAAAAUGUAAUUAAAUCACCGGAACUAAAAAGAGUGGACUAGUAAAAAUGCAAAGU
Dendronephthya gigantea is the source of this 889-nucleotide messenger RNA. RefSeq names its product DNA replication complex GINS protein PSF2-like. The record is from RefSeq and is a predicted model, not a curated record. Gene Ontology annotation, biological process: double-strand break repair via break-induced replication; DNA replication. NCBI's taxonomy places the organism in Eukaryota, Metazoa, Cnidaria, Anthozoa, Malacalcyonacea, Nephtheidae. The transcript is spliced from 6 exons. Bases 152 to 706 code for a protein of 184 amino acids. Gene Ontology annotation, cellular component: nucleus; GINS complex.